Sphaeroforma arctica JP610 is the source of this 183-nucleotide messenger RNA. RefSeq lists its product as hypothetical. The coding region runs from base 1 to 183 and encodes 60 amino acids. NCBI's taxonomy places the organism in Eukaryota, Ichthyosporea, Ichthyophonida. The record is from RefSeq and is a predicted model, not a curated record. The transcript has a single exon.
AUGAAGUUCUUUGCCACUACCCUUGUCAUCGCCGCCACUUCAGCUGCUAUCAUGGCUAGUUCCUCCGGAACGAGCAGUUUCGAGCUGUGUAAGGAGUGGAUUGAAGAUAGUGAUUGCCCCGCCGGCUUUAAAUACAACGAGCUGGCUAAAGAUGCCCGAAUCAAGCCUCAUGGAGUUUCCUAG